This is a messenger RNA of Frankliniella occidentalis (western flower thrips), 1154 nucleotides long. RefSeq names its product putative odorant-binding protein A10. NCBI's taxonomy places the organism in Eukaryota, Metazoa, Arthropoda, Insecta, Thysanoptera, Thripidae. The transcript has 2 exons. The coding region runs from base 519 to 884 and encodes 121 amino acids. The record is from RefSeq and is a predicted model, not a curated record.
AAAUUAGUAAUGUGCAUGUUUUUACUUUCACCCAAUGUGAGCAGUUGUAGUGUGGGACCUUGACUGGCGAUAGUUGGCAAGUGACAACGGUCAACGGAUGGCACAUUGCCCGUUAUUAUUAAACACUGAGUUCAACCCCCCACACCCCUCAAAUUGUCAAUGCGCUUAGAGCCCUCGAUGAAGUCGAAUGCUCAAAAAUAUAGAAGAACUGGGCGUACAGACAAGCGAGCUGUGCAAGGGCAGAGCGACGAACCUCGCCCCGCUCUGUCUCUGGUGCCGUCCGCGUCCCCCGGUCCGGUACUGCAGUACAGUGUACACGUACUGGGCACUGGGCACACCUGGGACAAGUCAGAGAGACAAGCACUCGGGGCGCCCCGGCUAGCCCCGGCAGCCCCGGCCCGGCUGGUUCCCGGGGCGGGGGCGGGGGCGGGCGGCCUAACGGGACCCAGGGCUGGUAUAAAGUCGCGGGCUGCGGAAGCACCCUGCAGUUUCUGUGCACGCCGCCGCCACGCUCCACCAUGACGGCCUCCACCAUGUCCCUCGUCGCGAUCGCCGCCGUCGCGGCCGUCGUCGUCCUGGCCGCGUCCCCGUCGGCCGCCGCGCCCCAGAGCAUGGCCAACUUCGGCAAGGGCAACAUCAACGCGUACCUCAUGGACCCCAUGCUCGUCAGGAAGACCAUCUCGUGCGUGGAGGGCGUGGGGCCCUGCACCCGCCUCGGCAACAGCCUGAAGAGUGCCAUCCCCACGGUGCUCAACAACUGCAAGGGAUGCGACCAGCAGCAGGCCGCCAACGCCAGGAAGCUCAUCGACUACAUCCAGAGGAACUACCCCCGCGACUACGACAUGAUCCUCGCCAAAUACCGCAACGCUCCCCCACGCGGUUAACUCCCCCUCCCCCUCCUUGCUCCUCCCUAGGCUAGCCGAAGAUUGGCGCGAGCGGGUGCCAAAACCAUUGUGCGAAAUAUGUCCGAGUCGCUGCCGUACUACCAGUGGUGUGUGAACAUGUUGCCCGGGGAUCGGGUGCGCCUCUUUACCUGAAGGACGCUGCUCGCCCUCCUCCCCCUCUUCCCUCUUGCUCUCGAGGAAGUCAAAUGUGAUCAUUCUAUUUAUUUUUAAGGUGUUUUGUAAAUAAAUUAAUCUUAAAGCUGCCCUCCA